AACCUGACACUGGGGUUUCAUCUCAUUUCUUUCACACUUUGACCGGAUCGUUUGCGGUGUCACGAAGGGGCGAUGUUGUACAACUGGGAGACGGGCUUGCAGCCCGAACGUUGCUCCGACUUGGGGGAUGUUCUGGGCACCGAGCAGAUCCGGCACCUUUGCUGCCGGAGCGGAUGCACAGUAGUUGUGUUGUCCAGCGGGAAGAUUUUCAGGAGAGUCGAUGGAAAACCACCUGGGCAGUUUCCUUAUUUCAAGGAACAGGAGAUUCACUUUGCUGCUUGUGGGACAUCCCAAGUUCUGUUUGUUUCGGCGACAGGAAGUAUUCUUCAGAGUCAAGUCAAUUCAAAGAGAUGUGCCAAUAAUCUAAGAGGGAUCACCUUAUCGAAACCACAGUUGUUUAGGAGUUUGAGUGGAAGUAAUAUAAUACAAGUGACCUGCGGAAACAAUCAUUCUUUGGCGCUUUCCAAAGAUGGCCAAGUCUUUGCCUGGGGACAGAACACCUUUGGCCAGUUGGGUCUCGGUACAAGAGGUCGCCUGUCUUGCGACCCCCAGACGGUGAAGAGUUUCUCUGGGGUCCCAGUGGCUCAGAUCACAGCUGGAGGCGAGCACAGCUUCGCUCUGACCGUCUCGGGGACGGUAUUUGCAUGGGGCAGAAAUAAUCACGGACAACUGGGGCUCGACGACACAGAGGAUACUCUUACUCCCAAACAUGUGCAAAUCCUAUCGUGCAAGAGCACCAUCUUUAUUUCUUGUGGAGAGGAGCACACUGCAGUUCUGACGAAGGAUGGAUUUGUUUUGACAUUUGGAGCUGGGGCGCACGGACAGCUUGGACACAACUCGACAAGAGAUGAGAUCAAACCUCGACUGGUUGGCGGACUGUUUGGGAGAAAGGUUUCUCAGAUCGCAUGCGGGAGCUAUCACACGUUGGCCCUUGUUUCAUCCACUGGCACGAUCUAUUCCUUUGGUUGUGGAGAAAUAAUAAGGCUGGGAAAUGGCCAAACCAGUGAACAUUCAGUGCCUCUUCCCAUCAAUCUGAUAGACACUGCAAGCAAUGGUGGAGCUGACAAUGGCGGUUCAAUUAAACGAGGCGUCAGAAAAAUAUUUGCUGGGGGAAAGUUCAGCUUUGCAGAAUGCUAUGAUGAAGAGAAUUUACUAUCAUCGCUGGAAGAAUCUCUGCUCACUCUGAAGAGAAUUGUGCCACUAACAAAUUUAUUGGAGGAGAAACUGUGCAAGAACACGAAAAAAGCAAUCAUUCGAGGUUAUUCAUCUUCACCGAUUAUGAAUGCAAGCUUCCUGGACACGAGCAAGGAUAACCAUUUCAAAACAAGCCGAAUGCUGCCUGGUCUGGAUAUGUCCUUAGUGUACCUGAACUUUGAGAAUUUGGCAAAAGACACUUCACUGCUAUCUCAGGUGACAAAUGCAAUCCUGACAAAGCUGAUCCCUUCACUCCCUCGCUCUCCUGCAAGUUUGGAAGCUCUGCGAGUUUACCUUGUUCUGCCUGCGCUCAUCGCUGUACUUGAUGAGCCAGAAAGCUCCAUGCUGACAGAAGCCCUGACCACAGCCAUUCUUUCCCUCGAAGGAAGUUACUUCAAAGUUCUAGAAUGUUGGUGGAAGGCAAUACCUGUCUACUUCUUCAAGCGUCUUGUGAGGAUUUAUCAUGACGAAUCCAAGCAACUUCUUCACCUCGCUAUGACUGACAUCUCAAAUGAUAUCCCUGAACUUAAGAAAUCAUUACAAAUUUUACAAACACUUUAUAAGGUAAAUUCUACCAGAGAUAAUCAAAUUCCAGAGAGGCGCUUCAAUAUUCCUGUAAUGAAAAUCUUUCAAGAGAUCUGGCCAUUUGUGGUCAGAAACUUUCCUCGUUUUCAAAUACGAUUGGAUGAAUUCAUGAAUGAGUGGAUCUCCGACAUUUAUCUUGUGUUUACUUCACGGAUGAUGUACGGAGUUCACUCACACGCGUUACAAUGGGCGAGGCUGCACCAUACAGCACUUCGUAAGAUCUUAGGGCAAUUAAUUCCUUAUCCCUGCAUCUUUAAUAUCGACACAAAGCUUGCAUAUUUAAAGCUGGAAACCGAAAUAAUGCAAAACAAUGCUAUUGAACUUCAGGUGACUGUUUCAAGAACAUCAGUUCUUCAAGACAUAAUACAAUGGUACAGAUCUCAGUAUGGACUUGUGGAUUUUACAGGACUUGAGGUUACAUUUAACAAUGAAUCAGGUUAUGGUCAUGGGGUGACACAAGAAUUCUUUACUAAUUUCAGCAAGGAACUACAGGAUGAUACAAGCAUUUUUGAGCACUGUUCUGAAUCUGGCUUCUUGUGGUUCCCCAGCAGGGAAACCGGAUCAGAUGAUGUAUUUCACCUGGUGGGAAUUCUCUGUGGAAUUGUCCUAUCCAAUGAUUUUGUUGCCAACUUCCACUUACCUUUGGCUUUGUACAAAAAGUUGCUCCAUGUUCAACCAACACUGGAAGAUCUGAAGGAAUUCUUACCAACAGAAGGAGCAUCACUCCAAUAUGUCCUUGAUUAUGAGUAUGAUGACAUUGAAGAAGUAUUGGGCCAACAUUUUACAGUAAUCAAAGUCACUGAGGACGGAGCGACAGUUGAACAGGAACUCAUUGCUGAUGGUGCCAACACACUUGUCCAAAAGCAUAACAGGAAACAGUUUGUGGAAGCCUAUGUGGAUUACAAGUUGAACACUGCCGUGGAGAAACAAUUCAAAGCCUUUUUUGAGGGUUUCAGGAGAGGUUUCCCACUACCCAUUGUGGAUUUAUUCCACCCAGAAGAACUGAUGGCCAUUAUCCAUGGAAACACCAAUUACGAGUGGGAACUUCUGGAACAGAAUGCCGUAUAUGAAGGAUAUUUUCCAACUAGCAGAAUAAUUCUAUAUUUUUGGGAAAUUUUUGAAAGCCUACUGGAAGAGGAGAAAAAGCAAUUAAUUGCUUUUCUCUCAGGAAGUGAGAGAAUCCCAGCAGGUGGGAUUGGAAGAUUCAUAAUUACAAUAAUUAGUCCCCUGAACAUUGAUGAUCCAGAUUUAUCGUAUCCUUGUGCAAUUACUUGCAGCAAGAGCUUGGAACUCCCCAAUUACAGCAACAAAGAUUUACUGAGAGAGAGGCUACUUCAUGCUAUUGAAUGCCGUGAAUUCUAUAAUGCCUGAUAUCUGCAGUUGGUCAUAAUUGAUAAAAAUAUUUUGUAGCAAAACACUUGUUUGAUAACAGCACUGAAAAUAUCAGUGAUAUUACUAGAGUUCAUUAAAAUCUUCUCUAAUCGAACUAGUAAUGUACACUGACAUUAUUCAGUGAUUUAUGCUGCUUUUGCUAAAUGAAUGGUUGUGGAGGGGCAAUAUUAUUUAAAUUAGGGAAGUAUAUGUUGACUUAUUAUUAGCAUAACAAAUAUUUAAUUGUGUGUGAAGUAAAAUGACUGGAAACACAAUGAAUGAAUGUGUAGAAAAGAACUGCAGAUGCUGUUUUAAAUCGAAGAAACACAAAAUGCUGUAAUAACACAGUGGGACAGACUAUCUCU
Messenger RNA from Amblyraja radiata (thorny skate), 3515 nucleotides. Its product is annotated as probable E3 ubiquitin-protein ligase HERC3. The record is from RefSeq and is a predicted model, not a curated record. NCBI's taxonomy places the organism in Eukaryota, Metazoa, Chordata, Chondrichthyes, Rajiformes, Rajidae. The coding region runs from base 73 to 3150 and encodes 1025 amino acids. Gene Ontology annotation, biological process: protein ubiquitination; ubiquitin-dependent protein catabolic process. Gene Ontology annotation, molecular function: ubiquitin protein ligase activity. The transcript has 25 exons. Gene Ontology annotation, cellular component: cytoplasm.